ACCUCCCCCAGACCCAGACGGCCCAUCCCUCUGGGCCCCAUCCCUCUCUCUCCAGCAUGGUUGGAAUAGUUAGAGUGGAGCUGUAGACUGGCCGUCACAUGCAAGCUCAGGCACAGCAACAGGAGGAACGUGAGGUGACUUUGAAUCCAUUUCAGGAGAAGAAGAGGUGCGAAGUAGUGGAUGCGAAACAGCAAGGAGGGUUACAGCAGUCGACGAGCAAGGCCGACUGCAAUCGGAAAGAGUGUGAUAUCUGUGGCCGGCGCUUUCAUCCUGACCGUCUGGAGAAACACAGCCUGAUAUGUGCCAAGGUCGCCUCCGAGAGCAAAAGACGUGGGGUCUACGACUCCUUCAAGCACCGGUACAAGGGCACCAACCUGGACAGCUUCAUCAAGCGAUCUAUUGAUCCAUGAUUCAUGUGAUGUGGUGUGUUGCCUGUCCUCCAAGCCUAUAUGCUCUCCUGACUAUGACAAAGUUUAAAACUCUUCUCCUACUAGAGAAACCUUUUUAUUUUCACUUAAAUAAAAAGUA
This is a messenger RNA of Salvelinus sp. IW2-2015, 528 nucleotides long. RefSeq names its product zinc finger C2HC domain-containing protein 1B-like. The record is from RefSeq and is a predicted model, not a curated record. Lineage: Eukaryota; Metazoa; Chordata; Actinopteri; Salmoniformes; Salmonidae.